AGCCUGGUUUUCUGUGCCACGCCUCCAGUCUCAAAUGUUGCAGUAAAACACUCGUCCCUUAGCAAAUAAGACUGCUACUUCCGAGGACGGAGAAUACGACGAAGGCGUUUCGGGGUGACCAGGAUUCUGCAUAAACGAAUUACGCAAAAUGCUGCCCCAAGACUUGAAGCAGAUCAGAGUGCUGAUACUCAAUGACAAAGAAAAUUUAGAGAGGACCCUAUUCAGACUUGAUCAAGGUUUUGAGCUCCAGUUCCGUCUGGGUCCAAGUCUUCAGGGCAGGAGAGUUACAGUGCAAACCAACUACCCGCCUGAAGGACAGCGGUUUGAACGAAACACUUUCCGGGUUUUAACCUGGAACAACCCAACAGGACGUGAGGAUGACUCUGACAAGUUUUGCCUUCUGGAUAUCAAGGUGGCCGGUUCUUAUCAGUACUGCUUUGGAUUUGGAGAUGCAGAGAAAUCUGGAGGAGGCUACUUUGUUGUCAACCCAAUUCUUCGUGUUGGAUCAGAGAACCGCGUCCUCCCAUUAGACUGCAUCAGCAUUCAGACCUAUUUAUCCAAGUGUUUGGGUCACCUCGAUGACUGGCCAGCCAGAUUGCAAGUUGCAAAGGAGUCAGGGUACAACAUGAUCCAUUUCACGCCUUUGCAGACGCUAGGAGAAUCCAGGUCAUGUUACUCCUUGGCAGACCAGCUUACCUUUAGCCCUGAGUUCAGCCCAGAUGGCCAAAACUAUAGCUGGACAGAUGUGAGGGCAUUGGUGGAGAAGUUGAAGAAAGAAUGGAACAUACUGUGUAUAACUGAUGUGGUGUACAACCACACUGCCGCUAAUAGCAAGUGGAUCCGAGAGCAUCCAGAAUGUGGUUACAACCUGGUGAACUCUCCCCAUCUACGUCCAGCCUGGAUCUUGGACAGAGCUAUCUGGCAUUUAACCACUAGAAUCGUAGACGGACGGUACAAGGACAGUGGCCUUUCUGCUAAUAUCACCAAUAAAAAUCAACUGAAUGAGAUCCGAAGUGUGCUGUGGCAGGAUGUGUAUCCUCGGAUCAAACUGUGGGAGUUCUACCAGGUCAAAGUGGACAGCGCUGUGGAGCAGUUCAGAACUCUCUUACAAAAUGGUGCGAAACCAGACCAUAAUAAGACUGGAGGAAAAAAUGGCCUGAUCAUCAUCCAGGACCCUGGUUGGCGACGUUAUGGCAACUCAGUGGACAUGAACUCUGCUCUUGAAACUUUUGUACCUCACAGUUUUUCCCCACAGCACAUAGAGGAAUGCUGCCAUUUGUUGCGACAGAAGUUGAACCAGCUUAAUGAGGAACAACUGCACAUUGUGCAUCAGCAUCAAGAACAGGCAGCCAACUGCAUUGUGGGAAAUGUAAUGUAUGAGCGCCUGGCAGAACAUGGACCCAAAUUAGGCCCUGUUAGCAAGAAGAACCCUCUUGUUACCAGGUAUUUCACCUUCCCAUAUCAAGAUAUGACUCUGGAGCAUGAGAUGCAGAUGCUGGAUGAACCAGACAAGACAUGUCACUUCCUGGCUUUCAAUGGUUGGGUGAUGGGGGAUGAUCCUCUGCGCAACUUUGCUGAGCCAGGAUCCAAUGUCUACAUUCGGCGGGAGUUGAUAUGCUGGGGCGACAGUGUCAAACUUCGCUAUGGCAAAGGACCUGAAGACUGCCCUUUUCUGUGGGCUCACAUGAAGAAAUACACUGAAAUAACCGCCAAAUAUUUUCAUGGGGUCAGACUGGAUAACUGCCACUCUACACCAUUACAUGUUGCAGAGGCCAUGCUUGAUGCAGCAAGAGUGGUCAGGCCCAAUUUGUAUUUGAUAGCCGAAUUGUUUACAGGCAGCGAAAUCAUUGACAAUGUAUUCGUGAAUCGGCUGGGAAUUAGCAGCCUUGUAAGAGAGGCCAUGUCAGCUGGUGAUAGCCACGAAGAGGGCAGAUUGGUCUAUCGUUAUGGUGGGGAACCAGUUGGAGCGUUUGUUCAGCCAAGUCUUCGCCCACUGAUGCCCUGCAUUGCACAUGCCAUGUUCCUUGAUGUAACCCAUGACAACGAAUGUCCUAUACAGCUGCGUUCAGCCCUGGACUCUCUUUCGAGUUCUGCUAUGGUCUCAAUGGCCUGCUGUGCUACUGGCUCUACCCGAGGAUAUGAUGAAUUAGUACCACAUCAAAUUUCUGUUGUUAAAGAGGAGCGUUUUUACCCCAAGUGGAACCCUUCAGCCUCCCCGACCUCCGCCAGCGAGGUUGGACCGCAGACUGGCAUCAUUGCUGGGAAACUCGCACUCAAUAAGAUGCAUCAAGAACUGGCUGCUCAGGGGUUCAUACAGGUAUAUGUGGACCAGGUUGAUGAAGAUAUUGUUGCCAUUACUCGCCACUGUCCCAGCACCCAUCAGUCAGUGGUGGCAGUGUGUAGAACAGCUUUCAAGAACCCCAAAACACACCAGUACAGCACUGAUAUACCACCAAUGUUCAUACCAGGGAAAAUUGAAGAGGUGGUAUUGGAAGCAAGGACAGUGGAAAGACAUACUGAGAGUUUCAAAAAGGAUGACAACUACAUCAAUGGGAUGCCUGAAUACACAGUCGAGAUUAAGGAGCAUAUUCCAUUACAGGAGAGCUCAGUGGUGAAUGAAGCUGGUGUGACAUCUAAAGGUCGAUCAGAGUUUGUACAGGAAAUCAGCUUUCGGAAUCUGACACCGGGAAGUGUCAUUGCCUUCAGGGUAAGUUUGGACCCCAAAGCCCAGAAGUUGGUUGGGGCACUCCGGUAUUUUCUGUCCCAAUUCAGCCUAAAAUACAGAAAAGGCAGUAUAGCAGAUGAGAACCCAUCUGAAGUCCUGAAGAUGCCUUUGGCACAGCUGAUGUCAAAGUUAACCCUAGCAGACAUGAAUGUGCUGCUAUUUCGCUGCGAUUCCGAAGAACAAGAAGACGGAGGAGGUUGUUACAAUAUUCCAGAAUGGGGAACUUUUAAAUAUGCAGGCCUCCAAGGUCUGAUGUCAGUUUUGGCUGAUAUUCGUGCCAACAAUGACCUGGGCCAUCCUGUGUGUUCUAACCUCAGACAAGGUGACUGGCUAAUGGAAUAUAUUGCCAAUAGACUUAAACAUAGGGAAGGACCUCUGGCACAGGUUGGACAGUGGCUGGAGGCCAUGUUUUCUUAUCUGAAGCAUAUCCCACGCUAUCUCAUUCCAUCUUACUUUGAUGCUAUCCUUGUAUCAACUUUCACCACAGCUCUGGAUGCAACUUACAAACUCAUGUCAAGUUUCAUACAGAGAGGCUCAAGCUUUGUACGACACUUGGCGUUGGCUUCACUUCAGAUGUGUGGAGUCGGACGCUUCCCUGCCCUUCCUGCUCUUUCGAAGAAAAUUGACAACGUUCCGUAUUGCAUCAGCCCAAUAACUGGCCAGAAAGAGCAGUGCUGUGUGACAGUGGCUGCAGGUCUUCCUCAUUUCUCAACUGGAAUUUUCCGUUGCUGGGGCAGAGACACUUUUAUUGCUCUCAGAGGACUGAUGCUGCUCACUGGGAGACACACCGAAGCCCGAAACAUCAUCUUGGCCUUCGCAGGGACAUUACGUCAUGGUUUAAUUCCAAAUCUGCUUGGAGAGGGUCGCUUUGCCAGAUACAACUGUCGUGAUGCUGUGUGGUGGUGGCUGCAGUGCCUCCAGGAUUAUGCCCGCCAUGUUCCGCAAGGACAUUGUAUCCUCCAGUCUCCUGUCACGCGCAUGUACCCAACUGAUGAAAGUGAGCCCUGCACACCAGGAGACGUGGAGCAGCCUCUUUAUGAUGUGAUCCAAGAGAUUCUGCAGCGCCACCUCGAGGGAAUUUCCUUCAGAGAGAGAAAUGCUGGACCCAAGAUAGAUAUGAACAUGAGAGACGAAGGGUUCAAUGUGGUUAUUAACGUCGAUCCAGCAACAGGCUUUGUCCAUGGAGGAAACCGCUUUAACUGUGGUACCUGGAUGGAUAAAAUGGGAGAGAGUGAGAGAGCAAGAAACAAAGGCAUACCGGCUACUCCCAGAGAUGGAGCAGCUGUGGAGAUAAUUGGUCUCAGUAAGUCAGCCAUCCGCUGGAUUGUGGAGCUACACAGCAAAGGGCUGUUUCCUUAUGAUGGAGCGAAAGUUCACAGAAAUGGUGAAGAGGUGUUUAUCUCAUACGUCAAAUGGAAUGAACAGAUCCAGCAGUCCUAUGAGCCAUGUUUCUGGGUGUCCGGUGAGCCAUUGGACCCCAAUGAGAAGCAUUCUGACCUUGUACACAAAAAAGGUAUCUAUAAGGACAGUUAUGGAGCAUCAAGCCCCUGGUGUGACUACCAACUGAGACCAAACUUUACUAUUGCCAUGGUCGUGGCUCCAGAACUUUUUACAGUGGAAAGGGCCUGGAAGGCUCUUGAAAUGGCUGAGGAGAAAUUACUCGGACCCCUUGGAAUGAAAACCCUUGACCCUGAUGAUAUGGUCUACUGUGGUGUGUAUGACAAUGCACUGGACAAUGACAACUAUAAUGUAGCAAAGGGCUUCAACUACCAUCAAGGACCGGAGUGGCUUUGGCCUGUUGGAUACUUCUUGCGUGCUAAACUGCACUUUGCCAAAAUGCUUGGCGAAAAAACGUAUGCCAAGACGGUGACCCUGGUCAAAAAUGUUCUUUCACGACAUUACACUCAUCUGGAGAGGUCUCCAUGGAAAGGUUUGCCAGAGUUAAUGAACGAGAAUGGCCAGCACUGCCCGUUUAGCUGUGAGACUCAAGCAUGGUCUUUGGCUUCUCUGCUGGAAGUACUGUAUGACUUCUAGAAAACUUCUGCAAGGCCAUUUCCAACAUCUCUUUUACUCUGUGCUACAGUUGAAAAGAGUGUGUUAAAUUGUUUUGGCUGUUUAAUCCAAAUAAUCCGGAUCUAACAUACACUCUGAAAGGCCUGAGCCACCCCAGACUCACUGCCUCUUCCCAUUUUAAUUGAAAACAGUUGCCACUGUCCCAGAACAUGGCAAAGAAGUUGCCGUGCAUCUAAUUUUCUGAACAUACAAUGCCACAAUUUCUGUGUGAACACUCAUAUGCCAUUGUCAGUGAGAAAUAGAAACUGAAUAUAACAGAACAGAAUAGAAAGUGUUUGUUGUCAUUGUAUACAAAGCUGACAAAUUUUACGGAAUGUCUGUAUUUUGUUACAGAAAUCACCUGAUUCCGAAACAUAUCCAGAACGAUGAUCCUUCUGGAUAUUUAAAAAAAAAAUAAUCCGCAAGUCCAUUCUGUGUUCAUGACAAUUUUGAACACAAGUGCUGUUUACGGUUGCGUUAAUCAUUCAACAGUACAUAAGAAUUCUUAUUGUGCAUUACCAGCAGUCAUUCUAAACCGGGGUCUCAUGACUUUAUAUCAGGUAGUGUUUUCUUUUUCAUGUGCGGUGGGUCCGAUGAUUAACCUGACUGUUAACUGACCAAGUUUUAGUUCGCAUUGUCGGUCAACACUAAUCUAAUUAUGUGUGAAUACAAAUUUUGUUCAUUGAAGGAAUAUCAUCGAACGUUUUUCGACACAAUAAUCACAACACUUUACACUCAGACUUGAUGUCUGUCGAGCCAUGUGUUGCAACAAGCACGUCUCAUUUAUUAGUAGCUAGCAAGCUAAGUGAGCUUGAAAGGCUUCGACCACGUAUAGCCAAAAACGAGUUCAUCCAGGAACAAUUUAAUGAACGUUUUACACGAUGAAAGUAAUGAUCUGGCUUCAUUUGACCGGCUUCGUUCGUAUCUCACUGAGCUGCGCAUUUGCGCACGUAAUGUUUUUUCAUCAGGGUUCCUAGAAGGUUGCAAACCAUUGAAAAAGGUUUCAAGCAUUUUUUCUUGUCGCAAAGAAAUUUAACAUGUUAAAAUGUCUGCAACAAGAAAAACUGUUUGUGACCAUUAAAACUGUUGCCGAUUGUCUGACGAACGCCUUUGCGACUGUUUGCGACCUUGAACGAACGCUGACAAAAAAAUCUACGUUCAGCCCACGCGCACUCACCAACCUCUGCGGCCCCAAGAAGUUACAGGCUCAAAUUGAAUAAAUGGCUAAACGGAAGAAAGCCAUUGAUCCUGUGUGCUGUCUCAGAAGAGUGGUCACACUCUCCUGAGCCUCUUCAUUUUGCCUCACUGAGAUGGGAGAACCACAGAAAGAGUGGUGAGUGAGAGGGCUGAGGCACAAUCAGACUGCCAGGCUAAGAGUCACACCAACAGUCAACUUAGUGUUUUUUUGACGGAGGAAGCCAGAGGUAGCAGAAAGAACAGGAAAGCAAAGUAAAUAUGCAUGCACAAAGGCAAAAAUACAUCAUUCACAUAACGGCGGACAAUGAAUGCAGAAUAUCUUAAUAUAGUGCAACAUUACCCUGACCCUAAUUGCUUUGUACCAUACAGGUGUGUAUAUGAUAAAAAAAAUAAAACAAAUUCCGUACUGCAAGUGAAUUACCCGUCAAAUUUGUGUUCACACAUUUAGAUCAGAUGUCCUCAUUAGUCCUUGGUCCAUUGUUGUCCUUGUCAAAAUUCACUUUCGCUCUGUUACUUUUAACUGUACUACGAGCCAUUUGUAGCAGCUUUUAUGCUCACACAACCUAAUGAAAAAGUCACCUAAAUUUACCUGUACUGUAUUCAAUAAUGCAUUAAAAAAUUGAUAAAUGCU
Messenger RNA from Hippocampus comes (tiger tail seahorse), 6605 nucleotides. It is a transcript of the gene agla, whose product is annotated as amylo-alpha-1, 6-glucosidase, 4-alpha-glucanotransferase a. The coding region runs from base 149 to 4759 and encodes 1536 amino acids. Gene Ontology annotation, biological process: glycogen biosynthetic process; glycogen catabolic process. Lineage: Eukaryota; Metazoa; Chordata; Actinopteri; Syngnathiformes; Syngnathidae. Gene Ontology annotation, molecular function: 4-alpha-glucanotransferase activity; amylo-alpha-1,6-glucosidase activity. The record is from RefSeq and is a predicted model, not a curated record. The transcript is spliced from 35 exons.